This is a messenger RNA of Abrus precatorius (Indian licorice), 676 nucleotides long. RefSeq names its product thioredoxin-like protein YLS8. Bases 46 to 474 code for a protein of 142 amino acids. Gene Ontology annotation, cellular component: U4/U6 x U5 tri-snRNP complex; spliceosomal complex; U5 snRNP. The transcript is spliced from 2 exons. The record is from RefSeq and is a predicted model, not a curated record. Gene Ontology annotation, biological process: mRNA splicing, via spliceosome. Lineage: Eukaryota; Viridiplantae; Streptophyta; Magnoliopsida; Fabales; Fabaceae.
AAAGGGAAAUUAGGGUUUGCAGAAACGAAAGCGUUGAGGAAGAAGAUGUCGUACCUGUUGCCUCACUUGCAUUCAGGCUGGGCCGUUGAUCAAGCCAUCCUCGCCGAAGAGGAGCGACUCGUCGUUAUCCGUUUCGGCCAUGAUUGGGACGAAACCUGCAUGCAGAUGGACGAGGUUUUGGCGUCGGUUGCAGAAACGAUAAAGAACUUCGCGGUGAUAUACCUUGUGGACAUCACGGAGGUGCCAGAUUUCAACACGAUGUACGAACUGUACGAUCCUUCGACGGUGAUGUUCUUCUUCAGGAACAAACACAUCAUGAUUGAUCUUGGCACUGGCAACAACAACAAGAUCAAUUGGGCGCUUAAGGACAAACAAGAGUUUAUCGACAUCGUUGAAACUGUGUAUAGAGGUGCCAGAAAGGGUCGCGGUCUCGUCAUUGCUCCCAAAGAUUACUCCACCAAAUACCGUUACUAGUUUCCUUUCAUCUGUAAAAUCAUUUGCCAAAACUAUUUCAGCUUCUGCCUUCUAUCGUUAGUUUAUGUUAUUCGAACAGUGAGUCACUCCUAUCCUGUGUGAUGGAUCGUAUGUAAUAACUCGUGACCCAAAAGAUGAGGUUCUUCAUAUCGUUAUUUACUGCAUCUUCGUUCAUCCCUUGAAACUAAGGAAUUUAGUUCUU